AAAUUAUACCAUUCCAAGCCAGAUAGGAUCUCUUCAUAAACUUAUCCUUCUAAACUUAUCUUUGAAUAGUCUUACUGGGAUCAUUCCAUCACAAAUAGGGGCUAUUCAAAAUCUUACUCAUUUAGACUUGUCUUCUAACAGUCUUACUGGGAUUAUUUCAUCUCAAAUAGGAGCUCUUCAAAAUCUCACUUAUCUGGACUUGUCUUCUAACAAUCUUACUGGGAUCAUUCCAUCACAAAUAGGAGCUCUUCAAAAUCUUACUUAUUUAGACUUGUCUUUUAAUUUUCUUACUGAGAUCAUUCAAUUCCCAAUAGGAGCUCUUCAAAAUCUCACUUAUUUGGACUUGUCUUGUAACGGUCUUACUGGGAUCAUUCCAUUUCAAAUAGGAGCUCUUCAAAAUCUCACUUAUUUGGACUUGUCUGAUAACAGUCUUACUGGGAUCAUUCGAUUCCAAAUAGGAGCACUUCAAAAUCUCAUUUAUUUGGACUUGUCUUCUAACAGUUUUAUUGGGAUCAGUCCAUUCCAAAAAGGAGCUCUUCAAAAUCUCGCUUAUUUGAACUUGUCUUGUAACGACCUUACUGGGAUCAUUCCAUUCCAAAUAGGAGCUCUUCAAAAUCUCACUUAUUUGGACUUGUCUGAGAACGGUCUUACUGGGAUCAUUCCAUUCCAAAUAGGAGCUCUUCAAAAUCUCACUUAUUUGGACUUGUCUGAUAACUGUCUUAGUGGGAUCAUACCAAUCCAAAUAGAAGCUCUUCAAAAUCUCACUUAUUUGGACUUGUCUUAUAAUAGUCUUACUGGGAUCAUUCCAUUCCAAAUAGGAGCUCUUCAAAAUCUGAUUUAUUUGAACUUGUCUUAUAACGACCUUACUGGGAUCAUUCCAUUCCAAAUAGGAGCGCUUCAAAAUCUCACUUAUUUGGACUUGUCUGAUAACAGUCUUACUGGGAUCAUUCCAUUCCAACUAGGAGGUCUUCAAAAUCUCACUUAUUUGGACUUGUCUGAUAGCAGUCUUAGUGGAAUCAUUCCAUUCGGAAUAGGAGCUCUUCAAAAUCUCACUUAUUUGGACUUGUCUUCUAACACCCUUACUGGGAUCAUUCCAUUCCAAAUAGGAGCUCUUCAAAACCUCGCUUAUUUGAACUUGUCUUGUAAUGACCUUACUGGGAUCAUUCCAUUCCAAAUAGGAGCGCUUCAAAAUCUCACUUACUUUGACUUGUCUGAUAAUAGUCUUACUGGGAUCAUUCCAUUUCGAAUAAGAGCUCUUCAAAAUCUCACUUAUUUAGACUUAUCUUCUAACAGUCUUACUGGGAUCAUUCCAUUCCAAAUAGGGGCUCUUCAAAAUCUCACUUAUUUGGACUUGUCUGACAAUAGUCUUACUGGGAUCAUUCCAUUCCAAAUAGGAGCUCUUCAAAAUCUGAUUUAUUUGAACUUGUCUUAUAACGACCUUACUGGGAUCUUUCCAUUCCAAAUAGGAGCUCUUCAACAUCUCACUUAUUUGGACUUAUCUUAUAACAGUCUUAUUGGGAUCAUUCCAUCACAGAUAGGGUCUCUUCAUAAUCUGAUUGAACUACACUUGUGUUCUAAUAAUCUUACUGGGAUCAUUCCAUCACAGAUAGGAUCUCUUUAUAAUCUGAUUGAACUACGCUUGUGUUCUAACAGUCUUACUGGAACCAUUCCAUCACAGAUAGGAUUUCUUCAUAAUUUGAUUCAUCUGUACUUAUUUUCUAACAAUCUUACUGGGAUUAUUCCAUCCCAAAUAGGAUCUCUUCGUAAUCUCACUUAUCUGGACUUAUCUUCUAACAGUCUUACUGGGAUUAUUCCAUCCCAAGUAGGAGCUCUUCAAAAUCUCACUCUUUUGGACUUGUCUUACAACAAUCUUACUGGUACCAUUCCAAUGCAGAUAGGAGCUCUUCAAAAUCUCAAUUAUUUGAACUUGUUUCAUAACAACCUUACUAAUCUCGUUCCAACUCAAAUAGAAGAUCUUCCACAACUCACAUAUCUAAACUUGUCUUACAACAAUGUUGUUUCAAGUAAUGAGCAUGCACUGUGUCAAAGCAAAUGGUGGAACUUAAGCAAUGGUGGCUCCCAUCACUAUUGUGACUGGGAUGGCAUAGCAUGCGAUGGCGUAGGAAGAGUUAUGUCAAUUAACCAACCAAGAAUCUAUUCACAGCAUCGUCAGCUAGCAGAUCUCAACUUCACUGAAUUAAAAAGACUAAAAUACUUAAAUCUUUCUAGAAUGGGGAUAACAGGUAGCAUUCCAAUUGAUAUGGGAGGCCUUCAAAAUCUCAAUCAUUUGGACUUAUCUUGCAACAACCUUUCAGGUAUCAUUCCAACUUAUAUUGGAGACCUUCAAAAUCUCACUUAUUUGGACUUGUCUUGCAACAACCUUUCAGGUAUCAUUCCAACUCAUAUAGGAGGCCUUCAAAAUCUCAAUUAUUUGGACUUGUCUUGCAACAACCUUUCAGGUGGUAUCCCUUAUUUGAUUUUCAAUAUGAGAGAUUUACAACAUUUUGAUGUUUCUCAGAAUCAAUUAAGUGGUGGCAUUCCAGAAGAAUUAGGAAAUUUCAAUAAUCGCUUUCACGUAGAUGUCUCCCAAAAUAAUUUGAGUGGAAAUGUACCGGACAUUUUGAACAGUUACUUUCAUGUUGAUGGUAACUUUAGUCAUAACAAAUUCAAUGGAAUAUUACCAUCUAGUAUAUGUAGUGACCCACCAUCAUGUAGUAUUGAUUUGAGCUACAAUAGUAUCUCUGGUAGCAUACCUAGGGAAUUUGGCAGGCUACAAUACACCAACUUGUCAUACAAUCUCCUUAGCGGCUAUGUUCCAAGUGAAGUUUAUAACUCUUUUCCUCAUGACAUUUUAAAUGGUAAUAGAGAAUUACUUGGGCUAGAGAAGAUACAUAAAGCCUCAAAGUCUUUGCUGAAAAUCAUUAUUCCUUUGACAAUUUUUCUUGCCAUCACAUUUGUUGUGGGUUUCAUCUUAUUUGGAUCAUUCAAAAAGCACAAGAAAUCCAUAAGUGAGGCAAGAGAAGCAAAAAAUGGGGAUUUGUUUUCAAUAUGGAACUAUGAUGGAAAAAUUGCAUAUGAAGACAUCAUUGAAGCAACAGAGGACUUUGACAUCAAAUAUUGUAUCGGAACUGGUGCUUAUGGAAGUGUUUAUAGAGCACAACUUCCAAGUGGCAAAAUCGUAGCAUUGAAAAAACUCCAUAAAAGAGAAUAUGGAAACAAAUUUUUGGCCAAGAGUUUUCAUAAUGAAGUGAAGAUGUUGAGUGAAAUUCGACAUCGCAAUAUUGUAAAGCUUCAUGGUUCUUGUUUGCACAAUCAAUGUAUGUUUCUCAUAUAUGAAUACAUGGAAAGAGGAAGCCUUUUUUAUGUGUUGAAUUAUGAUGAUGAAGCUAAAGAGUUAAAUUGGAGUAAGAGAGUGAAUGCCAUUAAAGGAAUAACAAAUGCUUUGUUGUAUAUGCAUCAUCACUGUGCUCCUCCAAUUAUCCACCGAGACAUAACAAGCAGUAACAUAUUGUUGAACUCAGAGAUGGAAGCUUUUUUAUCAGACUUUGGCACAGCUAGGAUCAUUGAUCCAGAUACAUCUAAUCAAACUAUAUUAGUUGGUACUUAUGGUUAUGUUGCUCCAGAGCUUGCAUACACUUUAGUUGUUACUGAAAAAUGCGAUGUUUAUAGUUUCGGGGUGAUGACAUUAGAAACAAUUAUGGGAAGACAUCCUGGAGAUUUGAUAUUAUCUUUGUCAAAGACGUGUACAGAGAGCAUUUUGCUAAAGGAUAUUUUAGACUCACGUCUCCCUUUGCCAUCACAGAAAGAUGCAGGAGAUAUAACUCUUUUGUUCACAAUAGCAUUAGCAUGCUUGAACCCAUCUCCCAAAUCUCGACCAUCAAUGCAACAGGUGUCUCAAAGGCUUUUAUCUUCCAACCUUCCAUUAGCAAUUCCUUUCAAUAAUAUCUCAAUCCAACAUUUAGCGAAUGAAGAUAUGCCAAUAAUGCAAUAAAAAGCUUGGAGAUCUGGCUCAGUGUUUGAUUUGUAUCUCAGAUGAAACUUUUAAAGACUUGCUUCAAAGUCUAGAUUUGAAAUAUGUAACAUGUUUAAUUUGUUGCAGUUUGAUAUUUGUCUUAUUCUGUUUAAA
Molecule: messenger RNA, 4126 nt
Organism: Neltuma alba
Lineage: Eukaryota; Viridiplantae; Streptophyta; Magnoliopsida; Fabales; Fabaceae
Product: MDIS1-interacting receptor like kinase 2-like
Exons: 35
Coding region: 1889-3991 (700 amino acids)
Biological process (GO): protein phosphorylation
Molecular function (GO): ATP binding; protein binding; protein kinase activity
Source: RefSeq, a predicted model, not a curated record